Molecule: messenger RNA, 1904 nt
Organism: Elgaria multicarinata webbii
Lineage: Eukaryota; Metazoa; Chordata; Lepidosauria; Squamata; Anguidae
Product: syntaxin-3-like
Exons: 2
Coding region: 99-998 (299 amino acids)
Biological process (GO): synaptic vesicle fusion to presynaptic active zone membrane; intracellular protein transport; exocytosis
Cellular component (GO): SNARE complex; plasma membrane; endomembrane system
Molecular function (GO): SNAP receptor activity; SNARE binding
Source: RefSeq, a predicted model, not a curated record
CGUUCCUGUGCUCCUUCAAAGAUCCUCGUAAAAGCUGCCGGGUGAGCCUUCCUCGCCUCCCUUCGCACAGAUGUUUCGAGCCCCAAGGACAGCUGAAGAUGAAGGACCGGUUAGAGGAGCUGAAGAACCGAGUGAACGAAGAUGGGGAUUCUUGGGAUCUAGAUGACCCGCUUUCCUUCGACAACCCCGUUUUCAAAGAGGAUGAGGGCAACCCCAUGAGCAAGGUGUUCCAGGAAAUCGCCAGCCUCUCCGCGGCUCUGGAUAAGCUGGAGGAGUUAGCGGAGAACAUCGACAAGAAGCAGCAGCGGGUCCUUUGCUGUACUACGGAGGAAAGCAUCUGCGAAGAGAAGCGAGAGCUGAGCAACAUUAAAGACAGCUUCACCAGGGAGGCCAAAGGUCUCCAGCCCAAACUCAGCGCCAUCCAGGAGGUGCUCACGAGGGACAGUGAGCGGUGGUUGGCCGUCAGCCGCAUCCGUCACUGCCAGCUCUCCGUCCUCGUCAACCGCUACCAUGAGAUCAUCACCCGCCAUUACGCCAAGGAGACCCAGUAUGUGGAGAAGCUGAAGGAGCAGAUCCGGAGGCAGACGGAGCUGGCAGGCUUGACGCUCCGGGAAGAGGACAUCAGGCGGCUGGUGGAGAGCCCUGCCGGGCCGCGCAUUGUGGGCCAGGACCUGGAAGUCCUCAAAGCGAAGCAACACCUAGCCAUGGCCCAGGUACGCCACCAGCAGUUGCUCGACUUGGAAGCUCAGAUCGGUGAGCUGAACUCCCUCUUCCUGCACUUAGAGGUCCUGGUGGCAGAACAGCAGGAGACCCUCGACAGCAUCGAGUACAAUGUCCUGCACACCCUCGAUUACAUCUCCCAGUCCAACGAGGAGGUCAAGAAAGCCCUCAAAUAUGAGCGGCAGUCUCGCUUUUCUGCUGCGUUGUCCGCAGUGCUGGGCCUCUGCGCCUGUUGCACCUGCAUCUCGUGUUUGGCAACUCCCAGUGUGGUGCGUUGAGCAAAAAUCAGGGAAGCAUGUGUUUACUUGAAGGGGAAAGGGCUACCACUGGUGACUCAUAGCACCCUGGAGCAUUUGAGAUGCAUCCCGAUGCCAAUUGGUCCUCACUCCGUGUUUGGGAUGGACAGAUGCAUUUGGAAAUGCAGUUCAAUGCAUACUUGAAGAAAAGGCCUGCUGGUUCGGACCAAGAGUCAGUGGUCUAGCCGAAUAUCCUUUUCCAGCAGCACACCUGUUGCAUAAAGUGCAGCUGCACCAUGGGAAGCCCACAGGAAGGCCAUGAAGGUGAUGGCCCUUCCUGAGUUGUGGUUCUCAACAGCUAAUAUUCAUCGGCAUACUGCAUUGGUACACCUAGAGGUUGGAUUUUGCUAUUUGUGACAAAAGUGGACAGACCCGUCCUCUGUGCAUUUGAUUUACUAUCCUUCAGUUUUCUGCCAUUAUUCUUAAUGUUGACGUGACGACAAUGAAAAGGUCUUUGUUUAUUUCAGCCUUGAGACCACCCAGUCAGAAGGGUUCAAAUAAGAAAGCCAGUUGAGGCCAAACCAGCCCGGAGGCCUCUGAAGAAGGACACUUGACUCAUAAUCCCAGAUGUAUGUCAGGAGGUCACAAUUACUCAGCCCUGAAAUAAAGGUUCUUCUGCACAUGCUUUAAAGUGCGCUUUUCUCUUUGAUGGCUUUCCAUGUGCAAAAAUGGAGAUCUUGCUUGAAAACACUGGGCUGGCCCUGUCAUGCAGCAGGGGAAAGCAACCUCCUUCAGGCUUCACCAUGAUGGUGGUGGCAGAAUAGAUGAAAGCAGGGAUUCAUAUCUAAAUGAUGCAGCGAUCCUUUUUAAAGUAGGUGUGGACGCAGGAGAAAGAAAAAGAAAGAAAGAAAAGAAUGGAUGUUGUACUUGACGGAAUAUUGAUAUUUC